AUACAGCCUCUGCCUCGAUCGGCGCUUCUCCUAGCAAUCUGUCCGUUUCUGCUGCGUGCGCCUCGAUACUGACAAAGAGUCCCGUCGUCCCCAGUCACCAUCUCGACAAGCAAUCUCCUCUGAGGGUCGAGCGUCUUCUUGACACGUUUCUUCGCAGAGCCAACGAGUCCAAGCUACGACACAUUGCUUCUUCUUCUUCUUCUCCUCCUCCUCCUCCUCUUUACCACAUCUUCCAACCCAAUCGCCUCUCGCCAUGAUUCGCUCAACACAAAUCUCGAGGCUAGAUGGCCUCAUGCUCUGCGCCUCCGUCGACGACGAAGCCCAAUCCGACGCCGCCGCCCUCAACGAAGUAAAGCAGCAGCUCCGCCAAAUCCUCCGCAAGCUCACGCCCACAUCGGAGCCCCAAGCCUCCAUCGAAUCGACCUCGUCCCUCUUCACGAUCCACUACCUCAUCGACUCCGCCGUCGUCUUCACCGCAAUCUGCGAGCGCUCCUACCCGCGCAAGCUCGCAUUCACCUACCUCGCCGACCUCGCCCGCGAGUUCACCACCACCUACACCCAGCAGGCCAUCCACAACCCGGCCCUCCGGCCCUAUGCUUUUAUGGAGUUUGACAACUUCAUCGCAAAGACGAGGACCACCUACGCCGACGCCAGGGCCGCGCAGAACCUCGACAAGCUCAACGAUGAGCUGAGGGACGUCACCAAGAUCAUGACCAAGAACAUCGAGGAUCUGCUCUAUCGCGGGGAUAACCUGGAGCGCAUGGGCGAGAUUAGCAGUCGCUUGAGGGACGAUAGCAAAAAGUACCGGAGGGCGGCCGUGCGCAUCAAUUGGGAGCUCAUGCUGAAGCAGUACGGCCCCUUUGCUGGAUUGGGCUUCUUCAUCUUGCUCUUCAUCUACUGGCGCUUCUUCUAG
Trichoderma reesei QM6a is the source of this 913-nucleotide messenger RNA. Its product is annotated as v-SNARE protein. Gene Ontology annotation, molecular function: SNAP receptor activity. The transcript is spliced from 3 exons. Gene Ontology annotation, biological process: endoplasmic reticulum to Golgi vesicle-mediated transport; retrograde vesicle-mediated transport, Golgi to endoplasmic reticulum; vesicle fusion with Golgi apparatus. The record is from RefSeq and is a predicted model, not a curated record. Bases 254 to 913 code for a protein of 219 amino acids. Lineage: Eukaryota; Fungi; Ascomycota; Sordariomycetes; Hypocreales; Hypocreaceae. Gene Ontology annotation, cellular component: Golgi membrane; endoplasmic reticulum membrane; ER to Golgi transport vesicle membrane.